UGUUCGCAGCCGCCGCCGCGCCACCGUCGCUCGCUAACGCCAGCGCCGCCUCUAGCUCGCCGAGCUCCAGCCCAAGGAGAAGAGGGGUAAGUAAGGGAGUUUCUGUACCAUGGCUCGUACAAAGCGGACUGCCCGCAAAUCGACCGGUGGUAGAGCACCGAGGAAGCAACUGGCUACAAAAGCCGCUCGCAAGAGUGUGCCCUCUACUGGAGGGGUGAAGAAACCUCAUCGUUACAAGCCUGGUACUGUGGCCCUCCGUGAAAUUAGACGUUAUCAGAAGUCCACCGAACUUCUGAUCUGCAAACUUCCUUUCCAGCGUCUGUUGCGAGAAAUUGCUCAGGACUUCAAAACAGAUCUGCGCUUCCAGAGCGCGGCUAUUGGUGUUUUGCAGGAAGCAAGCGAGGCCUAUCUGGUUGGCCUCUUUGAAGGCACCAACCUGUGUGCUAUCCAUGACAAACGUGUCACAAUUAUGCCAAAAGACAUCCAGCUAGCACGCCGCAUACGUGGAGAACGUGCUUAAGAAUCCACUAUGAUGGAAAACAUUUCAUUCUUUAAAAAAAAAAA
Molecule: messenger RNA, 564 nt
Organism: Zalophus californianus (California sea lion)
Lineage: Eukaryota; Metazoa; Chordata; Mammalia; Carnivora; Otariidae
Product: histone H3.3A-like
Exons: 1
Coding region: 110-520 (136 amino acids)
Cellular component (GO): nucleosome
Molecular function (GO): DNA binding; structural constituent of chromatin; protein heterodimerization activity
Source: RefSeq, a predicted model, not a curated record